Messenger RNA from Chenopodium quinoa (quinoa), 1106 nucleotides. RefSeq names its product 50S ribosomal protein L15, chloroplastic-like. Lineage: Eukaryota; Viridiplantae; Streptophyta; Magnoliopsida; Caryophyllales; Amaranthaceae. The coding region runs from base 101 to 910 and encodes 269 amino acids. Gene Ontology annotation, cellular component: ribosome; cytosolic large ribosomal subunit. Gene Ontology annotation, molecular function: structural constituent of ribosome. The record is from RefSeq and is a predicted model, not a curated record. The transcript has 3 exons. Gene Ontology annotation, biological process: translation.
AAUUUUAGCCCAAAAAUACCUUAAAAAGAAGGAACCUCUAAAUUUUGCAAUCUCCUUUAUCCUAUCCGUUAAACUCCACUCCCUCAAACUCACUUCUUCAAUGGCUUCUCUCCUUUCUCUCUCCUCUGCUCCUCCUUCAACUGCAAAUUGUAACAACUACCCAUCUUCCAAUUUCAAAGGAAACAUCAACAAUUUCAGAAUAAACCCAUUUAAUUUCACUUCACUAAAACUCAAUUUGAGGACCAUUAUCAGGAAACCUCUUGUUGUUGCUGCUGCUACUUCUUCUUCUUCAAAUGUGGUUCGGAGUAGUGGGUCGAGUUCUGAGACCCGGUUCAGGCUAGAUAACCUCGGACCGCAACCGGGUUCGAGGAAGAAGGCAAAAAGAAAGGGAAGAGGUCAUGCUGCUGGUCAAGGUGGCAGUUGUGGGUUCGGAAUGCGGGGUCAGAAGUCGAGGUCUGGUCCAGGUGUUAUGAAGGGUUUUGAAGGUGGUCAGAUGCCCCUUUAUCGUCGAAUUCCUAAAUUGCGUGGUAUUGCUGGAGGAAUGCGUGCUGGGUUGCCAAAGUACGUGCCUGUAAACUUGAGAGACAUAGAGGUUGCUGGAUUUAAGGAAGGUGAAGAAGUAUCAAUAAAGUCCUUGAAGGAGAAGGGUAUAAUCAAUCCAUCAGGGAGAGAAAGAAGGUUGCCAUUGAAGAUUCUCGGUGAAGGAGAAUUAAGCACGAAGCUGCAAAUAAAGGCCCGUGCUUUCUCAGGUCAAGCAAAAGAAAAGCUUGAGGCUGCAGGCUGUUCUAUCACUGUACUACCUGGAAGAAAGAAGUACGUCAAGGAAUCAGUAAGGAAAAACCUUGCUCGUGCUGAUGAAUACUUUGCAAAGAAACGAGCAGCAGCAGCCGGUGAAACUGAGUCUGCUUGAUUUUGAUAUCAGUGAAGUUAAGAUCUUCAUAGAUGUUUGUAAAGUGUAUCCAUUCAUUUUGCUCUUAGUGUUUCAUUGUAGAGUUCAAUUUCUUCCGUGCCGGGAAUUCUAGUUUAUGUUGUAAUCAUUUUUACUGCAGAAUUUGCUAAAUCAUCACUCAAUUGAUUAAUUAUGCCUACUUCUGGUUUAACUUUGA